This is a messenger RNA of Lotus japonicus, 1870 nucleotides long. Its product is annotated as splicing factor SF3a60 homolog. Gene Ontology annotation, biological process: mRNA splicing, via spliceosome. Gene Ontology annotation, cellular component: spliceosomal complex; nucleus. The record is from RefSeq and is a predicted model, not a curated record. Bases 62 to 1591 code for a protein of 509 amino acids. Gene Ontology annotation, molecular function: zinc ion binding; RNA binding. The transcript has 12 exons. NCBI's taxonomy places the organism in Eukaryota, Viridiplantae, Streptophyta, Magnoliopsida, Fabales, Fabaceae.
UAUCGAGCGCGAUAUAGAGAGAGAAAGAGAAGUGAAAGCUAGAGAGAGAGAGAGAGAGAGGAUGUCGUCGACGUUGCUGGAAGUGACUCGGGCGGCACACGAGGAGGUAGAGCGGUUGGAGCGGCUGAUAGUGAAGGAUCUUCAGAAUGAACCUACCUCCAACAAAGAGCGUUUGUUUCAGAGCCACCGCGUCAGAACCAUGAUCGACACCAUCACCUCCUCCACUGAAAAACUCAUUGAUAUAUAUGAAGAUAAAGACGGUGCGAGGAAGGACGAGAUUGCUGCACUUGGAGGCCAAACUGCUACUGGAAUCAAUGUUUUCAGUGCCUUCUAUGAUAGACUCAAGGAGAUACGAGAGUAUCAUAGGAAGCACCCGGUUGCGCGUGUUGUUGAUGCUAAUGAAGAUACUGAUGCACUUCUUAAAGAGGAGCCUCAAAUUGAGUUCAGUGGAGAGGAAGCUUAUGGUCGAUACUUAGACCUGCAUGAAUUGUAUCAUCAGUAUAUAAAUUCUAAAUUUGGGGAGCCAAUCGAGUAUUCUGCAUACCUUGAUGUUUUUUCGGAUACAGAUAAGAUUCCACGUAAAAUGAAAUUGACCAGGAAGUACAGGGAAUACAUGCAGAAUCUUUUGGAGUAUCUGUUAUACUUUUUCCAGCGGACCGAACCCCUACAAGAUAUUGAUCGGAUUUUCUCAAAGGUGACAGCUGAGUUUGAAGAAAAUUGGCUUGCUGGAAGGGUUCACGGAUGGGAGAAAGAUAAUCAGGAGAAUGGACAUGUACCUUCUCAACACGCUGCAAUUGAUCUAGAUUAUUACAGUACAGUUGAAGAGCUGAUGGAAGUGGGGCCCGAAAGAUUAAAGGAGGCACUGGCUGCGUUGGGACUUAAGACUGGUGGCACUGUUCAGCAACGUGCAGAGAGGCUCUUCCUCACAAAGCAUACUCCUCUUGAAAAGUUGGACAAGAAGCAUUUUGCUAAGGGAGCACAUGGUGUAGAUAAAAAUGGGGUUGCUGCAGUUACUCAAGAAGAUGGAAAUUCAAAAGAAAUUGCAUCAAUGGAGGCCAAAAUGACAAAACUGUGUGAUUUGUUAGAAGAGACAAUUGCUCGAACCAAAGACAAUAUUGUGAAGAAGCAAGCCCUAACAUAUGAGGAAAUUGAAGCAGAACGUGAGGAGGAAGAAACACAAGAGGACUCUGAAAGCGAAGAUGAGGAGCAACAGAUUUAUAAUCCCCUAAAAUUGCCAAUGGGGUGGGACGGGAAGCCUAUACCUUAUUGGCUAUAUAAGCUACAUGGUCUUGGUCAGGAAUUUAAGUGCGAGAUAUGUGGGAACUACAGUUAUUGGGGGCGUCGGGCUUUUGAGCGACAUUUUAAAGAAUGGCGCCACCAGCAUGGGAUGCGGUGCCUUGGUAUACCAAAUACCAAGAACUUCAAUGAAAUCACGUCAAUCGAGGAAGCAAAAGAUCUUUGGAAGAAGAUACAACAAAGACAAGGAACGAACAAGUGGCGCCCCGAUCUUGAGGAAGAGUACGAGGACAAAGAAGGCAACAUUUAUAAUAAGAAGACAUACACUGAUUUGCAGCGCCAGGGACUUAUAUGAGAAAGAGAAACUUCAGAGAUUUCUUUUCAAUUCUUCUAUUUAAAAAGAAAAUUAACAAUCCUGUCCUCACCUCUUCUAUGAAGUGGAAGCAGUUUGUUUUCUGCAGAGUUAAUAGGAGAAUGGUUGUAUCUUAACAAAGUAAUGUGCACUAGAAGGCAGAAGAGUGGACAGACAAAGCAAUAUUCUGUGACUUGUGUUGCAGUUUUCUGAGAAAUUGUGUACUUGUAUCAAUUCACACUCUAGGUUGCAUAGUAUCAAUUCUAGGUUUUUUGGUGUCAA